GAAACUAAUUAAAUUUUGCCACAAAUUAAAUACAAAGUGUGUGAAAUACAAAUUACAUAAAGUGAAUCUCUAGUGAAAUUAUUAAUACGUGAACUAUUUACGGGAAAAACUAUCAGGGGGUGUUUCCGAAUAAUCACGGAAGUUGUAACGAGACCAACAAGAGAAAAAACAUGGCCAAUAACUAUUUACAGCCUGUCAAUGAUCAUUUUGGUUUUAGCAACACAAGGCUGGACGAUGUAGACGAUGAUAUAUUCCUAAACCACUCUAGAUCUCGUACUCCCUUAUCGGAACAAGGUGCUGUGGGUGGUAUAGGUCGCAGCACUAAUCCCUUUGAUGAAGAUCCAGAAGAGUACCAAAGACAGAUAUUAGAGGAAAGACGUCGUCAUAUUGAAGCACGUAGUCUGGAAUCAACACAAAAGAGUUUGGGUCUACUCUAUGAAACGGAGGAAGUUGGCAAGGCCACUGCCGUUGAACUGGCCAAGCAAAGGGAACAAUUAGAAAGAACUACCAAACAGUUGGAUGACAUAAAUGCCUCGCUUAGAUUUAGUCAACGUCAUUUGAAUGGCUUGAAAAGUGUUUUUGGUGGUUUGAAAAAUUAUCUAUCAGGAAAUCGUGAACAACAGCCACCAGCCAAUGCUGCUGCCGCUGCUACUACUUCACGUUCACCCAGCGGUAGUCAAAUAUCUCAGAUGGCAGACUAUUCUAAACCCACAAAUAGUAUGAGUAAUAUAGUGCAACAUCCUAAAUCGCCCACUGAAAAAUACGACAAUCAUCCCAUAACCCGUUUACGUGAUGAUUCAUCUAUGCAGCAGCAGCGCAUGCAGCAGCAACAUCAGCGACGCAACAAUCCCUUCGAGGCCCAAUUGGAGGCCAAUCUGGAGGAGAUGUGUGGCAAUCUGUCACGUUUAAAGGGUUUGGCCACCGAUUUAGGUCAAGAAAUUGAAUCGCAAAACGAAUUACUCGAUAAUAUGAAUUACAAAAUGGAAGAUGUGGAUAUAAAAUUAAGCAAGCAGAAUAAGGACAUAUAUAAGUUGUUGGGUAAUAAGUAAAAAAAAGAUAUACUAAUUGUUAUACAUAUUGUUGGCCUAAAGCUGGAAUUAAGGAAUAAAAUAUCGAUUAUUUUGUUAAUAUAUUUUGAUAUAAUUUUUUUUAUUUUUUUAAAAUAAAAUUCAUUCCUUUACAAAAAUAUCACAAUAUGCAUAGUGUAAGAAAAUGUCAUUGAUUAAAGCUUUCAUUCUUUUAAAUAUUUAUAAUGAAUUUAUAUAAUAAAAUACAUACAAAUAAAGAAAA
Calliphora vicina (urban bluebottle blowfly) is the source of this 1290-nucleotide messenger RNA. RefSeq names its product Synaptosomal-associated protein 29kDa (gene Snap29). The record is from RefSeq and is a predicted model, not a curated record. Gene Ontology annotation, biological process: synaptic vesicle priming; synaptic vesicle fusion to presynaptic active zone membrane; exocytosis. The coding region runs from base 171 to 1049 and encodes 292 amino acids. Gene Ontology annotation, molecular function: SNAP receptor activity; syntaxin binding. Gene Ontology annotation, cellular component: plasma membrane; SNARE complex. The transcript has a single exon. Lineage: Eukaryota; Metazoa; Arthropoda; Insecta; Diptera; Calliphoridae.